GGAAGAGCGCGUCCGUAGAUGAGCGCGGUGGAAGUGGGAUUGUGCGUAGGCUACGUCAUGUCCACGGAAAACGACUUACUAUCGAAAGAGCUCUCAUCUUUUGUAAAUACUGAAUGACUCGCCGAGCUGACUAUGGAUGCUUGUUCCUUGAUUGACUUUAAUAGUAUCGGGGCUACAGUCGAUCUGUCUAACUAAGAAUUCCUUGACGCGUUCUCCAAAUUCCAAUCGUGUUCCACACGAGAGGGAUCUGAACGGUAGCCCAUUCUUAGACAUUGGCCUGGUAAGACGAUAACAAAAAUGUGUCUUUGUCGUUGAGCAUAACAGACAAAGUAAAACCAGUGUAUUUAGUUUCUGCCGUUCAGGAUCAAAACAAAACAUUAUGCCAUUCCAUGUUAGUUGCUGAGGGUCGUAUAUUUUCAUUCAUGACAUGUUAAAAGCUGAUGAUGUUUCACUGUAGAUUGUAUCUCGUUUGAUUGGCCCAGGCAGAUGCCAGUCAAGCCUCUUUGUGCCUGCAUGGAUCCGGUUGUAGGCUUAACACAGCAGCAUGGGCAGCGCGCAUUCCAACUGGCCUAAAUAUAUCUGGUAGGGACGCAGUGGGGGAAGGAGGGUGCGACAGGGCUUAACUUUGGAUAAUUAGCCUUCGUGGUUAAAACGAGAAAUUGACCUUCUGAAACGUAGUACAGUAACUUUUUUCACCAAGGAGGCGAAGUGGGACCAACCCAAAAUGCCCGCAAUUCCGAGUUCUAGGUCCAGGACGCGGGAUCGGAACAACGUCCUGAGCAGACCCGAGUUCAUGUCCCUGAACCAGCCCCUUUGGAGCGGCAACUCGGAGAGCCGGGGAAACUCAAGGCGACCUGGUCAACCCAAACACCAAGCAAGCCAGCUGUGCGACCCGCAGGAACCUACUGACAGUGCCAACAAGGAUCGGAAAGAGCCCACGAAACUGCCCGAGGAGGACUGUAUCCAGCUGAACCCUUCUUUCAAGGGGAUAGCGAUGAGCUCCCUCCUCGCCAUUGACAUUUGUCUGUCCAAGCGCCUGGGGGUCUGCGCCUACACGUCGUCGUCUUGGGGCACGGUUCGUUCCAUGGUCACCCUACUUGCGUUCACGGGACAUGGCAUCACGUGGAUCAUUGGCACUAUCGUGUGUCUGACAAGGAGUAAUACGCUGGCGGGACAAGAGGUCUUGGUCAAUCUAUUACUUGCCCUCCUGCUUGACGUCAUGACAGUGGCCGGAGUCCAGAAGCUGAUCAAACGCAAAGGACCCUGGGAGAUGAGUCCGGGAUUCCUGGACUACUGUGUCAUGGAUGUGUACUCCUUCCCAGCGGCCCACGCCAGCCGCGCUGCCAUGGUGUCCAAGUUCCUGCUUUCCCACCUGGUCCUGGCCGUCCCGCUUCGCAUCCUGCUGGUGCUCUGGGCCUUCCUGGUGGGCAUGUCCCGGGUGCUGUUGGGUAGACACCACCUGACCGACAUGGUGUGCGGCUUCGCCCUGGGCCUGCUGCACUUCAGCCUGGUGGAGACGGUGUGGCUGUCGUCCAGCGCCUGUCAAACCCUCAUCUCUAUAGGGACCCUCAGCUGGAGCUCCUUCUACUGAGCACUAUCUAUCAAGGCUCUCAACGCCUUUUUGAAGCUGUAAAGCCCUGGCUUUAUAAAGCCUUAAAAGUAGGGCCAGGAGUUCUUCCUGAUGUGAUCUGGAACAGAGUUUUCCCUGAUCAAGGCCUACUGUCGAAGGCUGCAUUAGACCUACGUAUAGGCUUUAUCUUGAUUUCCUUUCAAUUAUGUUGCUUGUAUUUUUCUGCUGGAAACUAUCAUUUGUUUAAACUAUACAUUUUUGAGAAACAGGUGGACUGGACUCCAAAUGUGAAUAGAUUUUUGCUGUCAUUGAAUUGUGCUGUAUGUGUUAAACAAAAACAUGAUUGUUGUCUAGCAGAUCAGGGAUUUUGCUACAGGGUUAAAUAUUUAUCCUAUCCAAAUAAGUUUCAAAAGAUAGUUUUGAUUAGUUUAAGGCAAGCGGUUUCAUCAUAGAUCUGUAUGUUGUAUAUUCCACAUUGUUUGCCUUCUCUGCUGCAAUCUAAGCAUUAACCAAACAGAUAGACACAGUUAAUUUAUGGUGCUGAUUUCAUGCCUCACUGAGUAACUGAACAACGUCUGUGUGAAGUCAUCUACAGUACAUCAGGCUUGGGGUUACCAUUGAUACUGUGACAUAUGUGUGUGUAUAUGGGUGAUUGUGUGUGUGCAUAUGUCUGUGUUUGUAUGCCUCCAUGCAAGAUUUCUUAUGUGUGUACCUUUGUGAGGCAAAUGUAAUGUCUUUUGGAGGGUAAAAGUCACUGAGUAAACCUUUGCUGGGUAAAGUCCUGAAUGUUCACAGGCAUGUACAAAAAAUGAAUUAUACCCGAUAUCAAAGGCUUUUUACCUACUGUAUGCCUUCAUGUAUUUCAUUUAUUGGUCUUCUACUAUCUCUUUUGGUUGUUUAUUUUUGUUGUGAUAUUAUGGACUUGGGAACCAAACUAUUUAAGCUGUAGCCUUUUUGCUUUCGCAAAAAAAUAUUUAAUUGGGUUGAACCUGUAUGUAUGUAUGUAUGUAUGUAUGUAUGUAUGUGUCACGCCCUGACCUUAGAGAGCCUUUUUAUUC
Salmo salar (Atlantic salmon) is the source of this 2628-nucleotide messenger RNA. RefSeq names its product inactive phospholipid phosphatase 7. Gene Ontology annotation, molecular function: sphingosine-1-phosphate phosphatase activity. Lineage: Eukaryota; Metazoa; Chordata; Actinopteri; Salmoniformes; Salmonidae. The record is from RefSeq and is a predicted model, not a curated record. Gene Ontology annotation, cellular component: nuclear envelope.